UUCAAACAAUCCCAGAUUUUUUUCACUCUUCAGUCCAACCAGUGAACACUCGAGUCUCUUUUCUUUCCAGGGAAUAUGGGUAGAGAAAUUCAUAUGUUCUUCUUCCCAUUCUUUGCUCACGGUCACAUUAUCCCUACGGUGGACAUGGCCAAGCUGUUUGCAAGUCGAGGAGUGAAGACAACGAUAGUCACCACUCCUGUCAAUGCUUCUUUCUUCUCCAACACAAUCCAGAGAAGCAGGGAAUCCGGUAUCCAUAUCGCCGUCGAGCUUCUUAAGUUUCCGGCAGCUGAUGUUGGGUUGCCUGAAGGGUGUGAAAGCACAGACCUGCUCCCUACUUCCCCGGAUGAAAAUUUCGAAACGAUGAUGAAAUUCAUGCAGGCCGUGCAAUUGCUUCAAGAACCGUUCGAAAAACUGUUACGAGAAUUCAAACCGGAUUGUUUGGUUGCUGAUUUGUUUUUCCCUUGGGCCACUGAUGCAGCAAACAAGUUCGGGAUUCCAAGGUUGGUGUUUCAAGGAACUAGUUACAUUUCACUGUGUGUAAUGGAAUGCAUGAGGAUAUACGAGCCACACAAAAAGGUUCAGUCCGAUUCCGAGCCUUUUGUGGUGCCUAACCUUCCCGGCGACAUCGAGUUAACCAAAAGCCAACUGCCAGAUUCCUUAAAACAAGAUGUUGAAACUGAUUUUAGCAAGAUAGCGAAAGCAGCCAGGGAAGCUGAGCUCAAAAGCUACGGUGUAGUUGUCAACAGUUUUUACGAGCUCGAGGCACCGUACGCUGAUUACUUUAGGAAUGUAUUGGGGAAAAAGGCAUGGCAUAUCGGCCCUCUUUCUCUCUGCAAUAGGGAAAACAUAGAUAAAGCUGAGAGGGGAAAGAAAUCAGCCAUUGAUGAACACGAGUUUUUGAAGUGGCUUGACUCCAAAGAACCCAACUCAGUUCUUUACAUAUGUUUUGGGAGUAUGACCUGCUUCACCUCUGCUCAAUUAAAGGAGAUCGCCAUGGCCCUCGAGGCAUCAGAGUUGCAGUUCGUUUGGGUUGUGAGGAAACAAAAGAACAAUGAAGAAGACAAUGACUGGUUGCCUGAAGGAUUUGAGAAGAGAAGUGAAGGCAAAGGGCUUAUAAUAAGAGGAUGGGCACCCCAAGUGUUGAUUCUUGAUCAUGUAGCGGUCGGGGGAUUCGUGACUCAUUGUGGAUGGAAUUCGACCUUGGAAAGUGUGUGUGCUGGUGUGCCUAUGGUCACCUGGCCAACAUUUGCAGAGCAGUUCUACAAUGAAAAGUUGGUGACUCAAGUCUUGAAGAUUGGAGUUGCUGUUGGUGCUCAGAAAUGGGUGAGGCUAGUGGGAGAUUUUGUGAAAAUGGAAGCCAUUGAAAGGGCAGUGAAGGAGUUGAUGAAGGGUGAUAAAGCAGAGGAAAUGAGAAACAGAGCCAAAGCACUGGCUGAAGCCGCAAAAAAGGCUUUUGAAAAAGGAGGGUCUUCUCACUCUGAAUUGAAUGGUCUAAUUGAAGAAAUCGGCCUGGCGUUCUCAAUAGAUCAAUAGUCAUUUGGUAUUUUUGGUUCUUCGACUUCAUGCAUGUUUUACUUUACUGUAAACUUGGAAGAGAAAUAUUAAAUAAAUUUAUAAACUUGAUAUAGUCCACAA
Hibiscus syriacus is the source of this 1635-nucleotide messenger RNA. RefSeq names its product scopoletin glucosyltransferase-like. The transcript has a single exon. The coding region runs from base 76 to 1533 and encodes 485 amino acids. Gene Ontology annotation, molecular function: UDP-glycosyltransferase activity. Lineage: Eukaryota; Viridiplantae; Streptophyta; Magnoliopsida; Malvales; Malvaceae. The record is from RefSeq and is a predicted model, not a curated record.